AUGGAAAAUACAAUCCUCUCCCAUCGACAGAGUCUUGCCGAGAUACAAACCGAACUGGACGGACUGGACGCCACUCUCACCGUCGGUGAGGCAACCAAGCGAUCUGAGGCAAUCUCGUGUGCUCUAAAAGUCGGCACAGACAGUCUCUAUAAUCUUUCUGCGCUUAUCAGUGGUGACUUUGAACUUACUCACGAUGAUGGACGACUCAAAGUGGCUCUGGACGGCCUCGUCACGACGUUUGACCACGUCACCGAACUUGCGGACAGUCAACUGGCAGAGGUCGGACGCCUCCACUCCAAUGCUAUCGAGUUGAGAAAUGCCAAACUUCGGCCUCUGCAAGAUAAGCUUGACGAGUCCAAAUCUGAGCUAGAAGCCCAGCUUACAGCAAAUCGAGAAGCCAUCACAGCCACCUCCAACGCAGUUAAUACCUUUCAAAAGUCGGUCGACACGAUGAACAGGGCCCAUCGCUCUCUCCAAGAUAAACUAUCUGAUUCGGAGAGGACGCACGACACCGUCAACAUUGCCGUGAGCAUUCUGAUACCGAUUUGGGGCGUUGUCGGUUUGAUUGAUCCGACUUCAUCCCCCGGCGCGGUGUUUAAGCUGCGCAAAUGUGUCAGGGAGACUCGUGACGCGCUUCACAAAGAAAAAGCGGCCUUGGAAAAGGCGGAGGAGAGCCUGAAGACUGAAAGAGGACAGCAGGACGAGCUCGAUAAGCAAGUCUCGCGGCUGGAGGACAUGCUAUCCGAGAUCGCACCCCUGGAGGACCAGGUGACAGCGACCAUUGAAAAGACGGAUAUGCUGCAACAAGCCAUUAUCGUUGUCAAACAGCAGCUAGCGGCUGCUGCUCGGCGUGCCGCACAGCUGAGCAAUACGGUGUUGAUCACAGCCCAUGCAUCAUCCACCAAGCAGGAGAUUUGCACCGGUAUUCUCGACAUAGCUGAGCAGGUGCCGUUAAAUUUCAGAAACUCGAAUGAAAUGAAGCUCCUGCUCAAUGAGCUUCUCAGCGGCUAUGGGAGCGCAGUCGUUCCAACGGCCAUUGAGAGUCGCGCAAACGAGCUGCUUGGGGCGGCGGCCAAGUAUCCGAGCAUCGAGUGGCAUCCCACAGAGGUAGUCACCGAAUCAUGA
This is a messenger RNA of Trichoderma breve, 1125 nucleotides long. RefSeq lists its product as uncharacterized. The transcript has 3 exons. The record is from RefSeq and is a predicted model, not a curated record. Lineage: Eukaryota; Fungi; Ascomycota; Sordariomycetes; Hypocreales; Hypocreaceae. Bases 1 to 1125 code for a protein of 374 amino acids.